AUGGCAGUGGUGCCCCUGCGGCCCUGCAGAGCCGCCGGCCGCCUCCUGCCGCUGCUGUGCGGGGGGGCGAGGAGCAAGGGAGUCUCCCUGAGCCCCGGGGUGCCGGGCCGCCUCACCCAGCGGCGCUACAAGAAGGACGUGCUGCCCUCUCCCGAGGGGCCCGUGCCCUCCGUCUCCAUCACCGAGAUCCGGCAGUACCUGCGGGCCCAGGGCAUCCCCUUCCACGACGGGUACAGCUGCCUGCAUACCCCCAGCCUCUUCACUGACAGCCGGGAGGACCAGCCGCCGGCCGCCAGCGCCCCUUACACACUUUUCAUUGACAAGACCACGGGCAGCUUCCUGUGCACGGCCACCCUGGCCGAGGGCACCUGGCAGGACUUCCAGGCCAACGUGGAGCUGCGGCACCGUGGCAUUCCCCUGCGCUCGGUAGAGCCGGAGGAGGACACGCGACGGGCUCGCGAGGAUGCCCGCUGCAUCUGGGACCGGGCGCUGCCGCUCUGGGAGCUGCUGGAUGAGGAUGAGACCAACAAGACCAAGGCUGUGUUUGGCAUCUCCCUGGUGACGGACGCCACCCUGAAGCGCUUCGGGGUGCGUUAUCUGAGGACUGCCAAGUCCCUUGUCUUCCCCUGGUUCAGCCCCCGCGAUGCGACCCUGAAGGGCCUGAAGCUCGUGAGGGUGGAGAAGAAGGGGGAUGCGAUAGCUUAUGUGGAAGAGACUUUACCCCGCUUCGAUUCCUAUCACAAUCUCUUUGGGCUGCCCCUGAUCGGCCGCCGAGACACGGAGCUGGUCUUAACUGGGUGGGAGCUGGAUGCCCUGGCCCUGCACCAAGCUACAGGGGUGGCCAGCCUGGCCCUUCCGCGGGGGGCCACCUGCCUGCCCCCUGCCCUCCUCCCCUACCUGGAGCAGUUCAAGCGUAUCACGCUGUGGCUAGGCGAGGACCUGCGCUCCUGGGAAGCCGCCAAGCUCUUUGCCCGCAAGCUGAGCCUCAAGCGCUGCUCCCUGGUGCGCCCCGGCGACCUGCAGCCCCGGCCCUUGGAGGCUCUGAACCAGGGCCUGAACCUCACCAAGAUCCUGCGUGCCGCCCUGCCCGCCAGCCACAAAUCCAUCGUCUCCUUCCGGCAGCUGCGUGAGGAGGUGUUUGGGGAGCUGGUCAACACCGAGCAGGUGGCCGGCGUCAAGUGGGCACGCUUCCCCGAGCUCAACAAGCUCCUCAAAGGGCACCGCAGAGGGGAGCUCACCGUCUUCACAGGCCCGACGGGCAGCGGGAAGACGACCUUUAUCAGUGAGUAUGCGCUGGACCUGUGCAUGCAGGGCGUGUGCACACUGUGGGGCAGCUUUGAGAUCAACAAUGUCCGCCUGGCCAAGAUCAUGCUGACGCAGUUUGCUGCCCAGCGCCUGGAGGACCAGCUGGAGCUGUAUGACGAGUGGGCUGAUCGCUUCGAGGACCUCCCGCUCUACUUCAUGACCUUCCAUGGCCAGCAGAACAUCAAGACGGUGAUUGACACCAUGCAGCAUGCCGUCUACAUGUACGACAUCACUCACGUGGUCGUCGACAACCUCCAGUUCAUGAUGGGACACGAGCACCUCUCUGUGGACAGGCUCGCUGCUCAGGACUACAUCGUUGGUGCCUUCCGCAAGUUCGCCACGGACAACACCUGCCACAUCACACUGGUCAUCCAUCCCCGCAAGGAGGACGACGAGAAGGAGCUGCAGACGGCCUCCAUCUUCGGCUCUGCCAAGGCCAGCCAGGAGGCCGACAACGUCCUCAUCCUGCAGGACCGUAAGCUGGUGACGGGGCCAGGGAAGCGCUACCUGCAGGUGUCCAAGAACCGCUUCGACGGGGACGUGGGUGUCUUCCCCCUGGAGUUCAGCAAGGCCUCGCUCACCUUCUCGUCCUCUGGCAAAAGCAAGGUCAGGCUGAAGAAGAUGAAGGAGGAGAAGGCACUUUUAGCCAAGAAAGCUCCAGAGGGAGGCACGGGAGCCUCCAAGAAGCCGUGAGCCCGACAGGUCUCUUCCUCGGUCCGUCGGGGGGACGGGGACUGGUGCUGGGAGCACGGGGCCGGGGUAUGCCAGCCCCUCUCCCCCGGGAGCAGCAGCCACGUGCCCCUGUGGCCCUUUCUCCUCCUGCAUGAACAAGCCUCUUGGCCGCCAGCAUGGUGUCUCUGAGACGCGGGCCACCGUGAGAGGAGGAGUGGGCUCGUCCCAGAGAAGAGCGGCCACGGGAGGGUGCUUUGGCAGAUGCUGGCAGCUCUGUGCUGGUGCUGAGUGCUGGGAGCACGAGGGAGCGGAGUCAGUGUGGGCUGGGUGAUGGGGGGCAGUGACCUGCAGCCCUAGGGCUUGGGGAUCUCUGGAUCUGGGGCAGGUCGUUAAAUUGUGGCUAAAAUGGAGCCGAAACCCUGGGCUGCCACUGGUGGGAGGGACUGUGUGGGGGCACUGUGCAGAGGGACACAUGGCAGGAACCCCUCCUGUCACAGGUGGGGGUCUCUGGGCUCGGUCCUGUCUCGGAUGGAGCCAGCGAGGGGAAGGUGGUGGAGGGAAGCGUGGGAGG
Molecule: messenger RNA, 2548 nt
Organism: Gymnogyps californianus (California condor)
Lineage: Eukaryota; Metazoa; Chordata; Aves; Accipitriformes; Cathartidae
Gene: TWNK
Product: twinkle mtDNA helicase
Biological process (GO): mitochondrial DNA replication
Cellular component (GO): mitochondrion
Molecular function (GO): single-stranded DNA binding; ATP binding; 5'-3' DNA helicase activity
Source: RefSeq, a predicted model, not a curated record